Molecule: messenger RNA, 1019 nt
Organism: Prorocentrum cordatum
Lineage: Eukaryota; Dinophyceae; Prorocentrales; Prorocentraceae
Source: the annotation of a GenBank genome assembly
GGAAGGUCAUCGCACAGCUGACCGCCCACCCGCCCGCCAACGUGGCCAUCGAAGACUCGCUUCGUCACCUGGAGUAUCUCCAGGACUACAAGGAAGCCUUCGCCAGGAACGACGUCCUCGUUGUUCUGAUGACGAUGCUCCUCCAGAACAUGGACGAAGACGAUCCCGAGGCUAUGGACGACGCCGCCGACAAGCCGAGGGCGGACAAGGAGGUGUUCGAGGACGCCCUGGCGACGAUGCGCAACCUGGUGACGCUCCCGGACCCAGUGAUGGGCGACGCGGGCUUCUCGCCCCUGCGCAAGAACCUGCAGCUCGACUACAUCAGGCACUUCCACAACGAGGGCGCCCUCGACUUCUUCCUGCUCUUCGGCGAGACCCUGAGCGCGGAGCAGAACGUGGACCACGCGUGGGCCCUGGCCGACAUCCUGUACCACGUCUGCACGCACGUGAACCCGGAGGAGCUGGUGCAGAAGCAGAUGGGCAGGGACAAGAAGGUGCUGAGCGACCUCCUCGGCCGAGAGAAGGCCGACGCCCGGCUGCGCAUGCCGCGGUCCACGCGGCACGGGCGCUUCGGCACCGCCAUGGUGGCCCGGGACGGCCACGGCGGCAUCAGCUUGUCCGCCUCCGUGCAGGAGACCUACAGCGUCAGCAGGGGCGCCAAGCUGAGCAGCCGGGAGUUCAAGGACCCAUCGGCGCGCAGCGGCAGCAAGAAGCAGAACAUGUUCCACGACCCCUUCUUCACCGACCUGGAGGAGGGUUCCGUCAGGGACCACAACCAGCUCAACCCGCACCUCCGCAGCGGGCUGGACGUGGCCAAAAACAUCCCAGGCCCGGUGCUGGCCGGGCUGCACAAGUUCUUCGACGAAUUUGUGCAGACGACGUUCACGGGGCUGGUCCAGCUGCUUCGGAGCUCGCUCGUCUCCAGGCCCUCCGAGCGCACUGUCACCGACAACCACGGGCGCCCUCUGAUGCUCAACUUCGUGUCCUGGGUCCUCGAGUUCCACAGGCACAGCCACAAG